Sardina pilchardus (European sardine) is the source of this 4511-nucleotide messenger RNA. RefSeq names its product CUB domain containing protein 1a (gene cdcp1a). The coding region runs from base 71 to 2680 and encodes 869 amino acids. The record is from RefSeq and is a predicted model, not a curated record. The transcript has 9 exons. NCBI's taxonomy places the organism in Eukaryota, Metazoa, Chordata, Actinopteri, Clupeiformes, Clupeidae.
GGAAGCUAUCACGACCAGAUAGCCCAAUAUCAAGUGUGGACUUUUUAAACUUAUUUAUUCCGGGCUUAACAUGAAGAGAGAACGACUGUUCAAAGCUGCCUGCUUGCUUCUUUUAUCUGGAGUAUUCGCAUCCCCAGCCUGGAGUGCAACAACAGACUCUCAUGAGUUGACCCUGGCUGUUCACCCGGGCACCGUGGUCAAUAUUAACAGGACCAAGGCGUCGGGGUCCGACUGCACGGUGUGUGUUGAAGAAGGCAGCAGUUGGUCGUGCCUGCCACAGACAGCCCUGACGGAGGCGGGCAAGUUCUCAGUGAAGUUUACCUGCACUAAACCCUGGGAUGUGUUUACCGUGGAGAUCGUCAAGAAGAUCGAAUGUAGAACAAAGCCCUGCAAGCACACUGUCAUGCCAACGGACCAGCAGCCUCUCUUUGAGUUUAACCGGACGUUCCACUGGUGUCUGAGGGCUCCUGUGAGAAUGACCUUCCAUGUGGAUUUCAGCAAGAUGGGCCUGACCCAGAUCGCCCCCUCAGAGACCUGCACCGAUGGACACACGUACAGUCUCGUCGCUCUGGAGACGACAAAGAACGUCCACCUUGGGUUGUUUUGUGCGAGCGGCACCAUCUCUGGGAUUCAGAUCUUGAACGGUGGAAAAGUGGUCCUCAUGGUGCCUGGCCGGCAGAAGCUGGAGCCCAAGGAUUUCGAAGUGUCUUGGGAAGAGGACAUCAAAUCUCUUGCCGUCGUGAGUGUGGGGCUACCAAGCGGCAAGUCAUCGCAAGAGUUCUUCUCUCCAAACUAUCCGUCGAGUUUCCCCGACGACGACCUCAUGACGUGGAGUUUCAGCGUGCCCAACGGCCACGAGACCACGGUGAAGCUGCUGAGCCACUCCGAGCCGCACUGUCGGAAGAAGGAGCCGGGCAUCGAGUACGAGUUCGAGGACGUGACGGUGGUGAGGAAGCUGUCGGAGAGGCAGCCCACGGGGGAGGAGGGCCCCUUCGCGCUCUCGCUGCGGAACUGCGAGAUGGACGUGGUGCGCUCGCGGGCCCAGGGGGUCGGGCUGACGCUGCACUUCCGCGUCUCCUCCAACCCGACAGGCACUGAAGCGCCUUGCAUUGUGGAUCUUUCUAAGGAGAGCAGUCUGUCUCUGCACAUUGCGAAAGUCGCAGAUUCCCGCUGUAAGCUGAAAUUAGACGGCAUCUCUGUGGAGAGUGCCAUUGUUCCCGCUGGAAAGAAGUCUACCGUGUCUUUCAGGGACUGCCCAGAUGAAGACCUGCUACUGACCGUCAACAAAACUAUAGGCUGUCAGCAGCUGAAAGACUGCCCCUCUCGUCCGGUCCCUCUGACCGUUCCAGUCAUUGAGAGGUGUCUGCCCGAGGCUCUGAAGACCGUCCACUGGAACCUCCAGGCCCCAGACCAUGGCACAGUCGAGCUGUGGGCAUACAUUGGCAACCUGCGCCAAUCUCUGCCCGGGCAGGAGUGCAACGGCAGCGUCCAGUUCAGCGUUGCCGAGAGCGACGGCACGGCCAUUGGACAGUUCUGCCCAGGGGGCGGCGGCAUCAUAUCCGAGGUGCAGGUCCACCGCAACGUCACGGUCAGCGCCGCUCCCAGGAAUGGCCUGUUCCUCAGACGCACUUUUCAGACCUUCUUCAAGGUGUCCUUCACCAAAGAGAUCACAGAGACCUACAUAUUCCACGUCGCUCCUAAGAAGGGCGUGACCAGUGUGCUGGCCUCUCCUGGCUGGCCGGGGGGGAUGAAGCCCUACGCCACGGCCUCCUGGAUCGCCACCGUCCCCGACAAGCUGGACGUCCACCUGACCUUCACCGAGGUCAGCCAGCCCAAGUGCCUCAAGCGACACACCAGCAUCCAGGUGCAGACGCUGGAGUCGCAGGAGAGGCUGUACAGCCGGCGGGAGGACGAGGAGGGGGACGAGGAGAUCGACAUCCCCGAGAGCUUCUACCUCAACAUGUCCAACUGCCUGCCCGAGAAGAACUCCUUCAGCGUCAUGGCCGAGAUCACGCCCACCAAACAGAGAAGGAUAAUCCUGCCAGUCAUCUUGGCGGUGGUGGGUGUGCUGCUCUUGGGAAUGAUCAUAGCUUUGGUGGUAGUCUGUGUGGUGAUCAGGAGGAAGAAGAAGCAGCUGGCCCAGCCCGUGUCCAUCUACAACCCCAACGGCCACAGCUUCCUGCCGGGCCUCCACGGGGUGCCCAAAACCGUGGACGACGACGACGACGCGCACAUCUACGACUACAUCGAGGACACGCUGGUGUACGGCCACCUGCUACGGGAGGAAGCGGAGCUGGACGAGUACGGGAAGCCCGCGGUGGACACGUACCGGUCCUUCAACGGCCCCACGGACGCCAAGCCGCUCAAAGACCCCGAGCCCCUCAGUGGGGGGCCCACCGGGGACGCGGACACAGAGGUGGGGGUGUACAGGCCCUUUGUGCCCCCUGCUGAGGUGGCAGCGCCAACAGUGCCAACCGUGCCAACUGUGCCAACUGUGCCAACUGUGCCAACUGCGCCAGGCUUCAAACCCGAGCCCGCCCAGGAGGGCGCAGACUCUCAGUCGGGAGUGAAACUGGUGGAGAACGAGUUGUACUCAUCGCGGGGUGAGGAUGGGGGGAGCGAUCCCUCCGCUGCGCCCCUGUCUCCCUGCUCAGAGGCGCUGCAGGGCCCCUGGAUAUGAAGAGUCCGCCGGAGAAGCGUGAGUGUGUGAAACUCGCCGCGUUCGAUUUUUUUUCUCCCUGUGCCCCCUCUGUGUGUGUCAUUUCUCGGGCAGACGUCAUGAUGCGUCAUGUCGAGUCACGCUGGAGAAUAUGCUUAUCAGCGGGGCGAGGGGACAAGUCUGGGCCUGAUGCAUGAAAACAGUAGCUCCUGUAGAGCUUCAACAAGUCAGCAAGAUUUGUUUUCUUGUUUGCCUUGUUUGGCCAGGGACAUUUUCUAGGAAACUGGAGCCUGAAAAUGAGAACAUUCGUGACUAAGCCAUAUCUUUUUACAACCGUGAAUUUCUUUUUUUAAAAGCACCUAUUUUGUCUGGUUACUUGUUUGUUUUGGACUGGGGAACUUUAUCUGAAUUGCCCUCAUAGCUACAAAAACUCUGAAAUUAGCCAAAUAUGCAAACUGUACCACAAAGAAAUAAUAGAAAAUUGCCCUUUUUCAGUAGCCUAUAAGUAUGUGUGCUAUUAAUUUCAUUCAUGUCUGACAAUAUGUUGUUUUAUGCAUUUAAUGACAAUUCCAAAGUUUUGGAAAAGGUUUUGUUUCAAUUUUAGUUUAGGCCAUGGGACUUUAGAGGACCCUCUAAUUGUGAAAUGUGCCAAAAUCUUUUAGCUUUUAGAUUCCUGUCAUCAUCAUCACCAAGAUGACCAGCUUUUCUGACCCUUCUACUGUAGCCUGGAGGUCAAGUGCGGGACCCAGAGAGGCCACACUGCCAGCCACACACGAUGAGUGCUACCAGACUUCUGGAAUAGUAUGAUGACUAGCAUGAGUGGGGUCUUUAGUCAUGACAUACGGCUAUAGCUAUAGGCUGUCUGGCUUCACACCCUAUAGUGACACACACACACUCAAACACACACACACAGAGAGAGAGAGAGAGAGAAUGAAACCUUCAACUACUUCAAGGAGCUACUCCACCCUAUACGGCUAUAGCUAUAGGCUGUCUGGCUUCACACCCUAUAGUGACACACACACACACACACACACACACACACACACACACACACAGAGAGAGAAUGAAACCUUCAACUACUUCAAGGAGCUACUCCACCCUAUAAGGCUAUAGCUGUACCGUCUGGCUUCACACUCAGUGACACACACACACACACACACACAAACACAGAAAGAAAAAGAAAAAGAGAAAGAGAGAGAGAAUGAAACUUUCAACUACUUCAAGGAACUACUCCACCCUGGAAAUUACAAUCUGUUGCUAGCAUUGUUCAAUUCAGGAUAAUCAAGGAAAUCGCUAAAUAAGUUACAACUGUUACACCCUCCAUUUAGAAGGAUAGGGAUCAGCUUAGUGUUACAUUAGUUCAGCUAGGCAUGAUUUGGAUGAGAGAGAUGCUGGAAUUCUCCAAAAAUGAGGUCGGAUUUGAACAGCAGCUGCACAGUGCUGUAUCAGAUUAUGUGCAACCCAAUUCAAGCCUGGUGUUGCAUAAGCGAGUAUAAAAUGCCUUCAGUCACGGAGGAUCAUUUUUAUUCUGCUGGAAUGAAAGUUCAUGUGUGUGUUGCAUGAUGUUUUCGUUUCAUGAUGAAAUGGAACAUUUUGUUUUUGGUUGUUGUUGUUUUUUCUGCGCUGAUGUUUCACAUGUUGGUUGGCUCCAAAUACUGUAUAUAGACAUUUGUUUUAUACACUAUUAAGUUUGAAAAUGUUUUAGUAUCCGUUUUAAAGUUAAUAUAACUAUUCUUGAUACUGUGAGUUGACUGAAAUACAAAUGCACGUGGCCAAGCAUCCAAGUUGAAGGCAGUCUCAGUUUGCUUUUAUCUGCAUUGGACAAUUAUUAUGGAAGACUCACUCAGCAAAA